This is a messenger RNA of Aureobasidium melanogenum CBS 110374, 1593 nucleotides long. RefSeq lists its product as uncharacterized. NCBI's taxonomy places the organism in Eukaryota, Fungi, Ascomycota, Dothideomycetes, Dothideales, Saccotheciaceae. The record is from RefSeq and is a predicted model, not a curated record. The transcript is spliced from 2 exons. Bases 1 to 1593 code for a protein of 530 amino acids.
AUGCGCCGGCCAGUGUUGCUGUCGCCUUUGCUGGUGUUGCCGAGCCUGCUAGGCUUGACUGACGCCAUUAGCCCGACGUUUCCCAAUGGGACGGAGCAAGACAACAAUGGCACUGACACAGACGCACAAACAGCCAAGAGCAGGUCUGAAUCUAUUGACCUUGACAGCUUCUGCUCUGCGCAAUUGAGCAGUUUUACUGCGACAUACAAGAGUACCGAGAUUGCUACUAGCAGGUGGACUUGGUACGAAGGGUUUGGACCCACCGAUUCUCUGGGCGAUCUGACUGGUUCUGUCACUUCUCAAACCUAUUGGACCAGUACUUUCUUAUAUACACAAUAUGCCAUUCGCGCGUACACACCAAAACCGCCGUGUUGUAGUUCAUGUUACAUGACGGCAGGAACGAUCGACUUCUAUUUCUGGCCGGACCAAGCGACUCCAACUGCACCAGUUUCGGGCCAACCCAGUACGAGCGUUAAUGCGGACGGAUUCACCUUUACAUCGCCGAGUGUAUAUAUGGCCUUCAGCUCCUUGGUCGCAAGCAACAGAUGCGGUCAAGUAGGAGAUGCAUGGACCAAUACAACGAUAGCCUUCGACGCUUCAGAGAUCACGACUGCACGGCCCGUCACCACUUUGACGCAAUACGAGUCAGACUACGUAUCUGACGGCACGACAUAUAGAGACAUGGGCUCAGCUGUGACAACUCAGCCUCCACCAAGAUCCUUGGCUUACAAUGAUGUAGGACAGAAUUGCUCAACGAUAUCUGGAUACGUCUAUUGGCCUGACAAUCCGAUCAAUGCGGCGAAUGCAAUGUAUCAUGAUGAUCCUUGUCACCCCGUCAUAUUGCUGCCGCCGAGGUUGAUCAGUAUGCAACAGCCUUGGAUCGAUGCAAGCUGUGGACCAGCGCCAGGAAUGAGUGGAGCUUACGAUCCCCCAAGAGUGUUGACACCAAUGCUUACUGGCACUGAACUUGCUACACCAACGCCGUUAUGGGGAGGGCGCUUGAGUGGAGAUGGAGAUGCUAGUCCAGCUUCCAGUGUUGAGACUGGCGCACCUAGUACGACGACGACAAGACCGGUCACCACUGGUGUGACUGCUGUCUAUGAAUCAACUAAGCCUUCAGCGUCGGCGGAAGGUGUUUCUACCGUCACCUUGACUGCGAAUGCUGUGACGACAGCGGUUGUGAUUUCUGGUCAGCAUGUCGGCACUGAUUCAGUCACUGGUAUGGCCGGAGCUAUUCUAAGUGGCCUUGGAGGCAUCGGGUCCGGGUCUAGAUCUGGAUUUGCAUCUGAAUCUGAGUCUGAAUCUGAUGCUGGAGAAAGCGCAUCCAGAUGGAAUCCCACACAGGCCGUUGCCGUAUCUGAUUUCACUGCUUCUGCUGCCAUCUCACCAUCCGGUAGCGUAAGUGGCAAGAAAGUUUCAAGCAGCAACAUCAACAACAAGAGCCCGUCCUCUGGUUCCGGCACGGCUAGCGGCACUACGAACGUCGGCUCGGCGGCUGCUACGCAAAGUGGUGCAGCGUCAACUAUUGCGCCCACAAAUUCGGCUAUGGCUAUUUGGUCAUUCCUUGCACCAAUCUUCUUCCUGUGGAUAUGA